AUGCUCCGCGCCUCUCGCGCCCUCCUCCGCCCGCAGCUGCUCAACGGACUCCCCCGCCGACCCAUUCCUCGCAGCAGCCGAUCAGUCUGCCACCGCUCCGCCGCCAGACAUCUCGGGGCAUCCCUCUCGGGCUUUCGCAGAGGCGGCGCUGUCAAUCGCCCUGGCGACGGCGCAUUGAUCAGGGUAGGGUCCUCCAGAGGAAUCUACGGGAGGGGCCUGAAUCGAAUCGUGGGAGCCAUGGACGUGAGCCUUGAGCCCCCGCCGUUUCCCUCUGUGGCAUGUGUGGACGAGGGCCCCACGGCGUGGACGGGGGACCUGCUUGGCGUGGCGGUGUUCGAUGAUGAGCUGGAGGCCAACGGGGAGAAGGGGAAGAAGAUCAAGGCCGGCGGCGACCUGGCUGCCCUGGAUGAGCAUUUCGGCGGCGCGCUCUCCGACGUGGUCGCCACGUUUGAUUUCGGCGGCAAGGCCGGCAGCUCCGCCUUCGUUCGCAGCGGGAUGGCAUCCGCCCCCGUGCGCGUGGGGCUGAUCGGCAUGGGCGCCAGGGACAAGGCCAAGAUCACGCCGGAGUACGGCGCCAGCGUGUUCGCGUCCGUGGGCGCGGCCAUGGCGGCAGGGGCGAAGGCCAACAAGUCCAAGGCGGCGGCGGUUGUGCUGCUUGGGGUGGGGGAGGACUUGGGGGCUGUUGCUGGGAGGCUGGCGUCGGGACUGUUCCUGGGGGCCUACGAGGUGACCCGGUUCAAGGCCAAGCCGGCGCUGUCGCCGCUGGAGUCGGUGGGGCUGAUCGGAUUCGGGGGCUGCGAGGGCGUGGGGGAUGCGGUGGAGAGGGCGGCGAUCGAGGCCCGCGGGGUGAUGCUCACCAGGUACCUGGUCGAGUCGCCUCCCAAUGUGUGCACCCCUGCACACAUGGCCGACGCCGCAAAGCUCAUCGCUGACAAAUUCCCAGAUGUCCUCAGCCUGAAGGUGCUCGAGCGUGAGGACUGCGAGAAGUUGAAGAUGGGCUGCUACCUGGCUGUGGCUCGUGGCUCAAUCAAGCCUCCCAAGUUCAUCCACAUGACCUACAAACCCAAGGAUGCUACUGGCAACGAAAAGAAGAUUGCCAUCGUGGGCAAGGGCAUCACCUUCGACUCGGGUGGCUACAACCUUAAGGCUGGGGCUGGGUCGCUGAUCGAAUCGAUGAAACUGGACAUGGGCGGUGCAGGUGCGGUGCUGGGAGCUGCGAUGAUCGUGGGUGCCCUCGCCCCUGCCGGUGUUGAGGCCCAUUUCAUUGGCGCUUGCUGUGAGAACAUGAUAUCACAAGAUGCCUACCGCCCGGGCGAUGUGAUCACUGCUUCCAAUGGCAAGACGGUCGAGAUUCUGAACACCGAUGCAGAGGGCCGCCUUGCGCUUUGCGAUGGGUUGGUGUAUGCACAGGAACAAUGUGGCGUAGAGGCAGUGGUUGACACCGCUACACUUACUGGGGCAUGCAUCAUUGCCUUGGGUGGUAAUGUUGGUGGUCUUUUCACACCCAGUGACAGCAUGGCCGCGCAGAUCAAGGCUGCCUCCCAGACAGGGGGAGAGAAGAUAUGGAGGAUGCCUUUGGAGGAAGAGUACUUCGAGAGCCUGAAGUCGCCCAUCGCCGACGUCAAGAACGUGGGCAGCCGCUGGGGCGGCGCCAUCAUCGCCGCCCUUUUCCUCAAGGAGUUCAUCAAGACGGACACCGUGAAGUGGGCGCACCUGGACAUCGCUGGGCCGGCCUUCCAGCUGGACAAGGGGCAGGCCACGGGCUUUUGCGCAAGGACGCUUGCGCACUGGGUGGCACAGUAUGGGAGCGGGUAG
Messenger RNA from Ostreobium quekettii, 1815 nucleotides. The record is from the annotation of a GenBank genome assembly. Lineage: Eukaryota; Viridiplantae; Chlorophyta; Ulvophyceae; Bryopsidales; Ostreobiaceae.